UCGCUGAUCGUCUUUCCGUCCCUGGUCUGCACGGUGAAUACCGGCUUCGCUCGACAGUAAAAGGCGAGAGGCAAAGCAGAGUCCGCCAUUUCCGGCUGAAUCGGCGAAGGCUCGCAGUCUCGAAGCGGCGCAGCGAACUUCAUGUGGUCGGCUCUCCUGCGCUCGCGGCUGGCGCCGUCGUCCUCUGCCGCGCUCCAUCAGCAGUGGAGGCUAGGGUUUCCGUGCGCGAGCCGCGCUUCCUCCACCUCCUCCGCCGCCGCCGCGGCGCCGCAAGGCGUCGAUCAGUGGUCUAUACUCGAACUUCCGGAGGUGGAGAAGGUGCUCAGCGACGUGAGGGCGGACGACGUGAAGGUGAUCCAGGGUCGCAAGGAUCGUGACUGGGCCGAUUACAUCGUGCUGGCCACCGGCAGGUCCUCCUGGCACGUGAAGAACAUCGCUCAAGCCCUUCUUUACAAGGCUAAACAAAAGCAAAAAGGAGCUCAAAGACUGAUGCUGCCGACCGUAUCAUGGUCAACGUCAAGUGGGGGAAAAUCUUCGGCCAAAAAAGAUGAGAAGGAAGGAAAGUGGGUUGUCAUCGACUCUGGCAAAGUAGUAGUUCAUGCUCUUGAUGAAGAAGCCAGAGCUUAUUAUGACUUGGAUGGUCUCUUGACAACUGAUACGCGCCAAGAGGAUUCGAUUCAGGAUUUGGGAAAAGCCAUGGUGAAAAUCCGUCGCAAGAAUAACUCCAAACGGCGAACUCAAGAUGGUGCAUGAGAAAAUGCCUCGUCUGCCCUGUUAGUUCCCUGGUUUGGUUUGCCUCUGUACAGUCGAAUGUCAUGUUCUCGCUGUUUAUCAAGCUAGAACCUUGUCGAAGACGCAGAGAACUCGACUUCUCGAGGUCUUCUUAUUCGAGAAUAUCAAGGAGCAGAGUGCUGGUGAGUGAUGAGUACGUCAUCUCUCUUCUCUCGUGAUCGUCGUGAGGUGGGGAGCAAAGGAGUCCGAACUGUUCAAUUACGCUUUCUCCGAGAGAGUAGUUUAGACGUCGUUAAACAAACCUACCUACCUUUCUUAGGCGGAUGGAUGGUCUCUUUUUUGUUGAAUUUGAUCAACAACCUGUCUAAGCGGCAGUCCUGAUUCUCCAAAUUUUUUUAACUGUAACCCUUGAAAUUCUGAGCUCAAUAUUCUUGACAUUCGGGUCUCUUUUAUUUCACGAAAAUUCAAGACUCCAAAUCCUCGAA
Messenger RNA from Eucalyptus grandis, 1217 nucleotides. Its product is annotated as protein Iojap-related, mitochondrial. Gene Ontology annotation, biological process: negative regulation of translation; negative regulation of ribosome biogenesis. The record is from RefSeq and is a predicted model, not a curated record. Gene Ontology annotation, molecular function: ribosomal large subunit binding. The coding region runs from base 142 to 753 and encodes 203 amino acids. Lineage: Eukaryota; Viridiplantae; Streptophyta; Magnoliopsida; Myrtales; Myrtaceae. The transcript is spliced from 4 exons.